Messenger RNA from Penaeus chinensis, 5236 nucleotides. Its product is annotated as alpha-2-macroglobulin-like. The transcript is spliced from 27 exons. Bases 16 to 4689 code for a protein of 1557 amino acids. Gene Ontology annotation, molecular function: endopeptidase inhibitor activity. NCBI's taxonomy places the organism in Eukaryota, Metazoa, Arthropoda, Malacostraca, Decapoda, Penaeidae. Gene Ontology annotation, cellular component: extracellular region. The record is from RefSeq and is a predicted model, not a curated record.
AGCACUCCCCCCUCAAUGCCGAGAAGAGAGACCUCGAUUGUUCAGUCCACUCCGCAACUUGGUGGUGUGGACGUGGAAGGUAACUCUCUGUGGUGUUUCCAAACUGACAGCUUUCAGGGCGUUUUUAUCUCGACUACCACGAUGUUCCCAAAGGACCAUUCGCUGCUCUUGCGGAUUUUAGGUCUGGUUGUUCUCCUUAACCACUGUUACGGGAGCCAUGUCAUUACGACGCCACGGAAAUGGAGUGUUGGGGAGGCCGCACAGGUUUGCGCCUUCGUCAGCGAUGCGACUGACGGAGAGAACGAGGUCGCCAUCCAAGUUACCGCCGAGGCCGAUAGCACCGAGGUCUUGGUGUCAGGCCACAUCAUCAUUCCUCAAGGUGAAAAGGAACAGUGUAAUAGACUAUUUGUGCCUGUAACUCUGCACAAAAAGGGGCUGAUGAAGGUCAGCGGGACACUCAGUGGCAAGAAGGUUGAUUACCAGAAGCACAUAUUAUUUGCUACUGGCAUCAGGAAGACUUUUAUACAGACUGAUAAAUACCUGUAUAAACCGGGUCAAACUGUGCAGUUUAGGAUUCUCACAGUGACAGGACCCUUCUUAAAAAUAUCAAAAGAAAGUUAUCCUCUGAUAUGGGUAGAGACACCAUCGUCAAGCCGCAUUGCCCAGUGGACCAAUGUGGAGAAUUCGGUUGGACUUAUACAUCACUCAUUCAAACUUGCAGAUGAACCUGAACAGGGGACAUACAGGAUUAAGGUCCUGGCAGAAGAAGGUGGUUCAUCUACAGCUAAGGAAUUCAAAGUGGAAGAAUACGUCCUUCCACGUUUUGAAGUCACUGUGGUGCCACCCAAAUAUAUAUUGGGUACAGACACUGAAUUUACUUUCACUGUAUGUGCCAAAUACACUUUUGGACAGCCAGUCAAAGGCAAUGUGACUUUGGUGGUUGAGAAUGGUGGAUGGGGAAGAAGUAAAAGAAAGCAUACUGUUACCAAUAAGAUAUCAGGCUGCAAAGAAAUAAAAGUGCUAAGUGAUGAUAUUUCGGAUAGUGAAUAUUAUGCAAACAGUUUAAGUCUAACAGCAACUGUAAUUGAAGAUGGAACAGAUGAACAAUUCAGAGGUGAAGCAGUAGCUGCUAUUCAACGCACAGCUCUGGAAUUUUUGUAUAUUGGCAAGGAAGAGUACAUUAAACCAAAUCUGCCUUUCACUGGAAAGGUAAAAGCUGUGUUUCCAGAUAAAUCACCAGCUGCAAAUGAACUUAUGCAAGUGUGUAUUAGUGGAGAAUGCAGAAACAUGAGUACUUCAGCUGAAGGCAUUCUGGACUUUGUUAUCCCAAAAUAUUUAAGUUCCACUGUUUUGAUAACAUCAAUCAAUUAUCCAAGAGUCAAAGAUUCAUCAUCAAGGUGGCUUUCAAAAAUGUAUGCUUCAGAAUAUCAUCAUCGCUUGAAAAAAUAUUAUUCUCCUUCAAAUUCAUCUUUGGUGAUUCUUGUUCCUGGAAAUCGUCUGUAUUGUAAAGUGUCUGGCCAUGAUCAUGAUAUACCAGUCCUUUUUGCUGCUGUGAAUCAGACAAGGGCUACAUUUACUGUUCAGGUUGUAUCACGAGGUCAGAUCCAGUAUUCGAGUUCAGCAGAGUACGAGCUAUCAUCUGGUAACUUACCAAUUAAUGAAGACCAUCUAGUAGAACCCUUGCCACCUCCCCCCAAACAUACAGUUACUGGAGUUAUUAACAUUCCAAUAAAGUUACCUAACACAGCCUCACCCUCAGCCAAGGUUAUUGUAUGGUACACACGUCCAGAUGGUGAAGUUGUUUCAGACACUCAGAUCUUUGACAUAGAAAAAUGUUUGGAUAAUGAUGUGAAUCUUGUAUGGUCAGCUGCCAGAGUGCAGCCAGGAGAGCAGGCAACUUUAGAUCUGUCGGCUGCACCACAGUCUAUUUGCAGCUUAGGUGUAGUUGACAAAAGUGUUGAAUUACUGUCAUCUGAGAAUGAUCAGCUAACACUUGAAAAUGUAUUUGAUAUUGUGGAGAAUUCCAUGGUCAAGGAUUGGGAGCUAAGCCAGGCAGAUGACUAUAAGUACUGCAAAACAAAGUUUAAUGAGGAUGACGACAGGAUACCCGCAUUCUAUAUGUACCCAAUGUAUUACUCUGACUACGUUGAUGCUCUCAAAAUGUUUGAUAAAUCAGGAUUGCAAGUCUUGACAGACUUGAUUACAGAGACGCGACCUUGUGAAAGGGACAGGUUUAGAAGUAUGUCAACUUAUCAAUUAAGAAGAGGAUCUCCAAGGUUAAAGUCAUCAAGUGACUUUACCAAAAUGCGUAGUUCACAAAUAGUAAGAAAAAUGUCAGUUAAGAAGAAAAAAAUGAAGAAAGUAAGAGUUGAUGUCCAAAUUGAAAAAACAAGGGUUCACUUCCCAGAAACAUGGCUAUGGGACAUCAGUAUUUUACCCUCCUCUGGUGUGCUGAGUGAGCAGUACACCCUCCCUGAUACUAUAACUGAGUGGGUUGGCAAAGCUGUGUGUGUAAAUUCAGAAAAGGGUCUUGGCAUAUCACCCAGGGCAACAAUAACCACUUUCACACCUUUCUUUGUGGAUUUGACCCUUCCUCCAACAAUCAAGAGAGGGGAAAUUCUACCAGUCAAGAUCUCAGUCUUUAAUUAUCUUGAACAAGCUUUGCCGGUCAAAGUUGUAUUGGAAAUAAGCCCUGAUUAUGACAUUAUUGAGGAACCUGAAAGCCAGUUACCACUUGGUCACAAAAUAGCCUGUAUCCCACCACAAGACAAGGUUGUUCACAUAGUAAAAAUUCGCUCUCGGGUCUUGGGAGAUGUAAACAUCACUGUGGAUGCAUUUGUGGAUGAGCUGUAUCCUGAAGUAUGUGGACCAGAAUAUGUGAUCAGUAAAAGGGAUAUUCUAAUCAAACCAAUCAAAGUGGAAGCUGAAGGGUUCCCAAGAGAAAAGACUUGGACCAAAUACAUUUGUUCUAAAGAUAUUAUUGAAAAUGCAGACUUUUUAGAGAUUUGGAAGGUAGAACCACCACCACUCAUUGUAGAAGACUCAGCCAGGGGUUGGGUGACUGCAGUUGGUGACCUUCUAGGACCUACACUUGAGAAUCUUGGCUCCCUUGUAAAAAUGCCAUAUGGGUGUGGGGAACAGAAUAUGUUGAAUUUUGCACCAAAUAUUUUCAUCCUUCAAUAUCUGGAUGCUUCAAAUCAAACAACACCAGCAAUUGCAAAGAAAGCUGUUGACUACAUGCAAAAAGGUUAUCAACGGGAGCUGCGCUAUCGCCAUGAUGAUGGAUCCUUCAGUGCCUUUGGAAACUCCGAUGCAUCAGGCUCAACAUGGCUCACUGCCUUUGUGCUCAAGUCCUUUGCACAAGCACGCCAAUAUGUUCAGGUUGAUGCAGAUGACUUGGACAUGAGCCGUGGUUGGCUGAAAUUGCAUCAGAUGGAGAAUGGAUGUUUCCAAUCUGUGGGGAAAGUCUUCCACAAAGGCAUGAAGGGUGGUAUUGAUGGAAGUGGUUCUCCAGUACCAUUAACUGCCUAUGUGCUGAUUGCCCUCCUUGAAGCGGGUGAGGUGACAAGCAGUCGUGCAGUCAUGGAAGCAGCCUUCUGUUUAGAUGCUGAUACAUCCAAGGAUCCCUACACUUUAGCUUUGAAAGCCUAUUCGCUUUCUCUCUCUGAUUCCCCAAAGGCAGAACAAGCAGUGCAGAACCUUAUUAAUGUAGCAGAAGAGACCGCCAACUCAAUGCAUUGGGAGCUUCCAGCUGGUUCAGGAAAGAGUCAAGCUGUUGCUGUAGAGACAGCUGGUUAUGCAGUUCUUUCAAUGAUGACCUUAGAUGCAACCAAAUUUGAGCUUCAAGCCAGAAAAAUAGUGAAAUGGAUAUCUUCACAGAGAAAUGGUCAAGGAGGAUUCAUAUCAACUCAGGAUACUGUAGUUGCUCUCCAAGCUCUGGCGAGUUUUGAGGCUCACCAAAAAAAAGAGGCAGUCAACCUGGUCAUCACUGUGGAAGGCGAAGCACUUGAGCAUGCAUUCUUUGUAGAUGAAGCCAAUAAACUUCUUCAACAGCAAGUGAAUCUGCCGUCACUACCUUCCAAUGUCAUUCUGGACAUGGAGGGAGAAGGAUGUGCCCUUGUUCAGACUGUCCUGAGAUAUAAUGUUCCAGAUGCUACAGCAAGUGAUGCCUUUUCCUUGUCAAUCACCACUGAAACAAUCCCAGAUAGGAAAUGCAUUACAAAGAAGAUUAAAGCUUGUGCUUCCUACUUACUAUCUGAUCAGAAAUCCAACAUGGCUGUUAUGGAAUUUAACUUAAUUUCUGGAUACAUACCACAUAAAGCGGACCUUAAACAAGUUGUUGGUUAUGGAACUGGCUUAAUCAAACGCUAUGAAGUUGAUGGCAGCAAAGUUAUGUUCUACAUUGAUGAAUUUUCACCUGAAGAUCUUUGUGUGGAGUUCCGAGUAAUUCGGGAAAUUGAUGUUGAAGAUGCCAAGCCUGGGACUAUUAAGGUGUAUGACUAUUAUCAGCCCGAGUUCUCCAUAAGUAAGAGUUAUGUUCUACCACCUCCUGAUGAAUGCAGUAUCAGUUUGAUUCCCAUUGAAGCCAUUGCCAUUGAAGGAGAUAUCAUUGUAGAGCCAGAAAGUGGAACGACCACUCCCUCAUCAGCUGUUGAAGAUCUUGUUGCAUUAUUAGAUGAAAUGCCUUGAGGAUAAAAGAAAGCGAAAUAAGUGUUAUUUUUCAACAUAAGAGAGGAUAUCUAAUAAUAGCAUGCUUACUAUAGAUCAUGUUAACUUGUUGCUAUAUUAGUGUUCAUUUUCACCUGUCAAGCCAAAAUUAUAUAUAUAUAUAUAUAUAUAUAUAUAUAUAUAUAUAUUUUGGUUUUUGUUAGGAAACAGAAAUGGAAUGGGUUUUAUGUGGAUUAAAAAAAAUCUUUGGUUUGAAAGAAUGAUAACGAAACCUGCUCUUCAAAGGUAUCAGUAGUUUUAAGGUUAUUUUUAUAUUGUUUUUAUUUUGUUAAAGAAUGAGGUAAAGCUUAGAUACCAUAAUAUUCCAUGGUUUGUAGUAUAUGUUAUGAAGGUAUGCAAAUGGAUUUAAAUUUUUUUAAAGAAAAUCGGUCCCAUUUUGUAUUUUCUGCAUAAGCAUUGUAAAGUUGGGAAGAUAUUUGAACAUGGAAACAAUUUUGUAAUAUCCCAUGGAAUGUAUCAUAAUAUUUAACGAUGAAAUAAAAUUUGAAUUUGAUUUUAGUAUACACAA